Molecule: messenger RNA, 961 nt
Organism: Mercenaria mercenaria
Lineage: Eukaryota; Metazoa; Mollusca; Bivalvia; Venerida; Veneridae
Exons: 2
Coding region: 57-710 (217 amino acids)
Source: RefSeq, a predicted model, not a curated record
GUUGCACAACGUUUGACGUCAUUUUAGCGGCAAUUGUUGUUACUGCUUCCGGAAACAUGCAGAAAACAAAUCCAUAUUUACCCCUUGCUGGCUUUGCUGCUACAGUUUCCAUUCUUGCCUUUCUAUAUUAUGAAAAGAGAAGAAAACUAGACCAGGUCAUGGGAGAUGAUGUAGACGAAUGUAGUGAAUGUACAGAUGAGGACAAUGUUCAUGAAACGGACGAUCUGCUUGACAACGACGAAAAAUCAGCAGGUACAGAAAAUCAGAACGAAGUUGUUACCAGCUCUUCUUUGACUGGUUACAGCAGUUUUGAUGAUGAUGAUCUGGAAAUGCAAUCAUGUCGAGCCACGAACAGCAGCACGAGUGCGUACAGUACUGCAUCAGACGAUAAUGGUCCAUUUCCAGUAGGCGAGUUUUCUACAUAUAAACAAAAUGGAGUAGAUAUUGAUUUAAAAAAUCUUGACUUGCAUGAAAUCCUUAAUUCACCAGUCGUAGAGGAUCAUUGUAAAGACGAAAGAAUGAACAGAUCGCCGACCCGUCAUGGUGCUGAAUUUUCGCAAUAUUACAACAGCACUGACACAAACAUUCCUGUUGAUGUGGAAUCUACCAAAGUAAAUACUAUAGUAGCGGCAUACAAUGAUAUAGUACCACCACUGAGACCAAACACAGGGAGGAUAAUACACUCGCCUAAAGUAUCCGAUGUGCGAUAGAGUUAUCCAUUCAUAUAAAUCGGAGAAAUCGGUGAUACAUAAAAUAAAGCGGUAUUUAGAUAUAAAAAUGCAUAUUUGAGAAUAUAAACGCUAAAACAAAAACAAUAUACACGUAAAAGGAAUAGCUCUACGGUUUUAACACUCAUAUUUUAAUAAACUUUGAAAGCUCUUCGGUUUGGCUAAGAACGCUGAGUGUGAAAAGAGUCGAUUAUGGUAAAUAUUUCAAUAUUAUUAAAAUGUGUAUGUGUUGA